Molecule: messenger RNA, 11742 nt
Organism: Paramuricea clavata
Lineage: Eukaryota; Metazoa; Cnidaria; Anthozoa; Malacalcyonacea; Plexauridae
Source: the annotation of a GenBank genome assembly
CAACAUUGGACAAAAACGAAAUUAAAAUGUAACUUACUUAGCCUACUUACGGUUUUCGUGAGGAUGUUUUGGACUUUGUUUGAUUUGAUUAAGCUUUGAAAUGGUGCCAAAGCCACCUGGAAAGAGUGAUCAGAACACUAAAGGAAAGCAAGAGAAACGAGAACACUGGCCUGUCAAUGCACAAGGUCCGCAUGAUGGAAGUGGAACAGACGAAGAAGGUAUUUAAUAAAGUUAUUGUUGUAUGUGUUUAUAUUUUGAGCUUACAUGUAAAAGGUGCCGGAUUACAAAUACAAACAGUUCUCUUAUACACAUAUAGUUUUGUUAUAAAGUGUUAGAGCGUUAUUGUUUGUCAGAAUUUUAGCUGAUAAAUUGUUGUUGUAGCCUUUAAUAGUCUGAUGCAAAUAUAAGUGACGUGGUUAUAGAAAAUGAAGAAAUAUUAUGACAGAUAUAGUAUUAUUAUGUUCAUUUAAUGAACUGUUUUAUAGAUUCCAAUGAUGUUGCAAUUUAUAACUUGAUUGAUACAAUUAACUUGAUGAUUACACACCUAGCUGCCAACCGUCGCAGAUUUGUUGUGUGACGUACUCGUUAUUAUGACAUGCUUUUUAAAGCAUGAAUUAAAAUUCUCUAAUUAAAAUUCCCUAACCCCUAAGCAUGAAUUAAAAUUCUCACAGUACGUCUCAUGAGGAAAUCUGUUUAAUUAAUUAACAAAGUAAAGUGGAUUGAUGGGCUUAUAAUUGUUGAAACAACCCUUGUUUUGUAGAAACAUCGCACUCAGUUUCCAGUAAAGUGACUGUGACACUGAAUUUGAUUCCAAUAUGUCCAAUAACACAUACAGUACAUGUUGGAGUAAUUUUUUAGCAGAAAGAUUCGUGGAUUCAAAAAUUUGAGCGAAAUGAAGAACCAACGUUUUUGUACAUACAAUCGAUCCAUAAUAAGGAAAGCUGAGAAAUUUCCAGGAAACGACAAAACGCAGACUCCAGGUCUGUGGACUACCUUCGUGGACCUGGUCCAUGGACUACCUUCGUGGACCUGGUCCAUGAACUACCUUCGUGGACCACAGACCACUCCCUUGCACCACUCUUGUGGACCGCUUGCGAGAUACCAGAUUUUGGGGGUUUGAAUUCUUGACUCCUGUGCAUGGAAAAAUGUGCUCGAGCCGAGUUCAGUCAUUAUAUUAUCAUUGUGGGAACUCUAUACAAAAUGUGAAGUUCUAAAUCCAUUCACUAUAUGACUGUUCUAAAAUAUAAGCGUACAAUUACGACUUUAAUGCAAAGUUUCCGAAUGUAUGGCCUUAAAAUUGGUAGUUUUUUCCCAUCGCUACAGAAAAUGCAAGAAAAGCAGUAAUUGAGCUUCAAAAAUUAAUAUUUUUGGGAGAAGACCUUCAGGCAUUAAGAAAGGUCAUUGCAACUUAUGACUUCUACAGUUCAAGUGAUCGAAUAAUUCAGUAAAAUCCUUUGACCACCCCUCCCCUCCGGAUUCUCCACAGUAUUCCUAUAUUUUUUGAUGAACCCUGAUCGACUACAUUUUUUCAGCAUUUUUACAGACUUAGUAUUCACUGUUCAUCAACAAAAACUGAAUUGAUUGUGAAAUAAAUAAUGGAAAUGAAUAAUGAAAUAGUUCCCGCCAAUCUCGGCUUCCUAAACUCAGUUUAAUAGUGCUUGGUCUAUUGUUCGGUAGGCGAAAUUUUGCAAGUGGUCCAUGAGAGUGGUCCACGGGAGUGGUCCGUGGUCCACGAGUGUAGUCCAUGGACCAGGUCCACAAAGGUAGUCCAUGGACCUGGGGUCCGCGUUUUGUCGUUUCUCGAAAUUUCCAAAAUCUUACAGUUUUUCACCUCUAGAUUUUGUAAAAUGCAACUGACGAUUUCUGCCACAGGGUUGGCAGGUGUGUAUAUAAUUAUCCAGGCUGCAGAGCAUGGCCAUUAGUUGGAAAUUCACUGACAAAUUUAUGAAAUUUACUGUAAUUUCUGGUGCCAAAUAUAUCACCAAUUGAAAGCGGGUGGGCAAAUUAACCUGUCUUGAAACUACUAGGCUGUGGCCGAAAAUGACCAAAAAGUGUGCAGGCGAUUAAUCGCUAGACUUGUGAUAAUGUUAGUCAUGUUAUUUAGCUGUGUGGUACGUUGCGCUCAAAAUUUUUAACGUGUGGAUUUUAGCGACGAGGGGUUUUGUCAAGUCAUAACUUGUUGCAUGCUCGAGCAGUGCACCAAAUUGUGCUGGCUCAAAUCAUAGUCAGUGUGUAUUAGCCAAACACAUUUAAGAAUUGACCAUCCAGGAAUUUGUCAUAAUAUUAUAUGGCAUGCAUUUUUACAAAUUGAAAAGAGCUGCCGGUGCAGCUUGGUGAACGAUGAACCAUGAUCUACCCUUUUAAUUAAUGGUCUUUAAAUUUUUUAUACUGUCGCUACCAAUUUUAUGAUCUUAUGUAUGACAACUCUGUCUGAAGUUUUUUUAGCUUUAGUUUUAACAGCUUUAUUAGGAACAAUAACAGCUAGUUCCCAAAAGAGAAAGUAACGAACGGGUUGUAAGCAGGGUGGAGGGUGCACUAAUAGGGUGAGGCGGUUCAGGGUAAAAACCAAAAACUGUAAAAAAGCAACAACAAAACUUAUGUCAAAAUAUAAGUUAUGUACAGUUAGAUUAAUUAAAACUCAUGCUACAUGAUGUAUGAUCUUCUUAGCUUCAAUGCUUUGCAAUUUUGCACAAACUUAUGUCAUUACUGCCAUUUAGUUUCAGUAUUACUGAGUUUCAAACAGUUUUUCCAGUUUUUUCUGUUUUUUUUGCCUAGGAUAAAUUUUUGCCUAAAUAUAGCUUUAAAUGCCCCAAGAGUCUUGAUAACAUGUCAUAAAAUUGUAAUGUCACUGAAUGUGUAUUUUAAUCAUAUUAUGGCCUUGUGUUUGGUCGUAUCACAUAGAACCACAUUAUAGGCAUUGUCUAUUGUUGGCGAGCACAAUUGGAACCGUGCAUUCAUUUGGCUAUUCUGGGUAAGACUGGUACAUGCCCUGCAUUUUGGAAGCACUCUCCCAAAAUCUUAAUCCAAGCUAUGCCUUUAAUUGUAUGCCCACACUAAUGUCUUACAUUUUGUAAUUUUGCACCCCAAGAUCUUGUUGAAAAGUGCCUUACUCUGUAGCCUGGAUAAUUACAUAGUAUACAAAUAAUGAAUGUUUAUCAGACUGAGUGUAUGAUGGUAAAAAUAUUUUCAUGAGGUGAAAGUUGGAAUUUUCCAUUCCUUUAGGCGACAGCCGAUUUUUAUUGAAUUUAUAAUGUUCAUGAAACAAAAUUAAUACAUCCUAACAUCCCUGAAUUGCAACUAUAAACAAUUUGAAUGUUUGCUAUUCACUUUUUAUGUGUUGGUUAAGUUCUACAUCAGGGGUGGAAAAAAUAUUUUACUUUCCGGGACUGCCAAAGGGCAAUAAAACAUUUUCUGUGAUAAAUCAAGUAAAUCUAUUUUAUUAAUACUUGGACACUGUAACUGAGUGUAUAACCUUAACAAGUUGUCAAACUGAAUCGGUCAUGCUAUAUUUUCGCAGAAAAAAAUUAUUUCAGUGACAGUGCACUGAGAAUCUUAAUAAUACUUUUAGGAAUAUGACAGAAGUAGAACUAAUUCAGAUAGUUUUCCCUCUGAAUUUAUCCUUUUAUCUAAAUUUUUACAAUUAUAUUUUUCUUUCUUGGGGAAAUAUUUUCUGGGAACUCAAAAUAUUUUCUGGGACCAAUGGUCCCGUUGUCCGAUACUUUUUCCACCCCUGUUCUAGCUACAUUUUGAAGUUCUUCUAUGAAAUUGAAAUUGAAGCAGUGAUAAAUGUAAAUGGUACAUUUAAAUAUGUUGCGGCGAUCUAACCAUGCAACUGAGCUACAGAGAGACUGUCGUCGAGCUUAUUACCCUUUUCAUGCAAUAUUUCGAAAAAGCCUUUGUAAUAGUGUAUUAACGAGGAGUGAAAUUGGACUAGUCAUGUAAUCAUAAUUAGUAAAUACAUUAUUUAAUUGCAGGCAUGCAUAUAUAUGUGCAUAACAUAAUAUGUCACGUAGUUGACUACAGGGUAUACGUCCAAAAUCCUAACAUCCCAGGUCGGAUGGUGCCCCCUCAAUUUUUUUCCACCUCCCCAAGCAUUUACACCAAAAUUCGACCUGCCAGUAAUGGUACAGCUAGUGAUUCCUGUCUGUCAUUUUGUAAAUUUAAAUCUAUCUGUGCAUGGAAUACCCCAAGAUUAUCAAACCAGUAGCAAAUAUAACUGUACUGUCAAAGUGAGUAAUGUUUUGGCGGUGGCACGGAUUAAUGUCCAAUACCUCUGCAAGAAACAACAUAUUAUAUUGAUAUAUUGCGUGGUUUCUUUAAGAACGAAGCUACAACAACAUAUUAUGUUGAUAUGACAAUGUGAUUAUGCGCGCGGGACAUAUAUAGUUUAAGUUUUAAUGUGGAACGAAGCAUUAUUUGCUGACAUGUGUGAUACUUUGAAUGUAGAACGAAACAUAUAUGAUAUAAGCAUUCAUAUGUGAAAAACGCAUAAUCAGCGGUGAAUAGACCACUUUGGCGGUUUUGUGUGAAGUGGAAACACGUGCUCGAGAAAUCGGAAACUCGGACAAACAUGGCGGAGCGUAAUACAAAUGCUAUUCAAAAUACACAAAUGUUUCGACCAUUUAAUAGAUAAAUUUGCUCGCUUUCGUCACGAAACAAUAGUCAAAAUGGAAAAUAUGUCACGAGAAGAAAAAUUGAAAGCCAUGAUUCAUGAAGCUGCCGGAGCUCAAAGCGUACUUACAAAAUCGAGGAAUCACCGUUAACAGUUUACCUCAAACCCGGACUCGUAUUGCUUGUGCGUCGAGGAAAUGAGUUUUUCAUUGCUUUUUCAAGUCAGUGAAGCCCAAGACCAGUUAAAUCUAAGCCGUCGUUUGAAAGUUCACGAUAUUCAGCUGCCUGAUCCUUUUAAAAUGAAUGUUUUAAACGAUUUUAAGCAUUCUCGCCUUGUUUGAUAUAUUUAUCAUCUCAUAUAUCACUCGUCAGAAUAUGACAAGCAAAGUCUAGCAGCUUAUAAAUAUCUUUUACAUAUCGUAGACAUUUUAAUGUUGCGUUUUAUAUGCUAGACGGAGAUUAGGAUUAUUCUUCUUCUUCUCCGUACUAGUUAUUGCUGGGCGUUUUUCGCAGUGCACCAUGACAACUACUUCCAAUACUUCUUGUUCGGAAACAGAAUGGUUUUGUCAGUAAGGAGAGUUUCUGUAUGCAUGUAUUUUUUAGUAAAGUAGUAAACGAACACACAAAACGUUCUUCAGCCGAAAGAGAAAGCGAAACAGUUUCUGCUAAUUCUGCGUGCCUUAUUUUAAAUUAAUGUUUGAAAUGAAUAAAAGGUUGCUUCAUUGCUUGUGUUUGAUUUUAAAUUAGGUUAUAAGUAGGUAAGUGCCCUUUCAUUUUUGUUUCUGCCCUUUUUAAAAUAAAUAUGCCCUUUUGAUAACAAAUCGCAGCCCUUGCGGCGAGCUCGAGACCAAGGAAUAACCAGACAUACUAGCACGAUCACACUUGUUACAUAUAGUACGCUGCCUAUAUGAUAAAUAGGCCCCACAGGGGACGACCUGAACACCACUGGAAAAUAUAUUUCUCUUCCAGGCAGCAAAAUCCAAAAAUAAUAAUUUCCUGCGUAAGUCAUAUAUAAACUUCCUGCAUACUCUAUGCAGAUUUCAGGGGACGUACUGUAUGGUGCCGCACAUUGGGAUAAACUUCAAUCUCGGCACAAGGCACUAAUCUCGACUUGCCCACGCUUUUGAACAAUAAGUAAAUUAAUAUGGCAUUCCAGUAUAUAAGAUGACAAGAUGUAAGAAAAUUUCCUGGGAAGAUAUUUUGUUAAAAAUAUCCUGGCAGCGGUGCUGUUGGGGAAUCCCAGCAAAACCCAUCAUUUGUGCACUCACAUCAGUGGUACUUCCAUACAAUCCACACUUGCCAAUGGUACCCCAAUCUUUGACCAAGUCUCCGCAAUACAGCGAAUUAUAUCAGCUUUAAUAAUAUGCCACAAGCUCUUAAGACAGUAAAUAAGCAUGCUAAAUCCCAGCAUUAGAAUAUGUCACACUUUACAUGUACGCUUGAAGCCCAACAGGAGUUAGCUCCAUGCAAAGCGGUGUGGAUAGACCCUCCCUAUAAUGCCAAAAAGAAUUCAUUGGAAGCAUGCCAUGCAGAGAUCGGCAAAUUCCCAAGAUUAUGCAAAGCAUUGAAUGGUGAAUAGAAAAGCAAGGAUGAACUUCCUACAGGAGCUCAUGUUAAUUUGAAGACGUUUUAAAUUUGGACGCAAGCAGCAAAACUGUAAAAACAGAUAUUGGUUAUUAACAUAAUACUGUAAGUUAGUAGACGUUCUCUGGUUUUAAAUAUUUAUUUAUUACGAGCUUUCGACUGCCAGUCUGCAGUCUUCAACGGGUGGAUUACAAUGAGAGUGUGACAAUUACAACGGUUUACAGUUACAAUAAUUAGUAUAUUAGUUACAUAUAGAUACAAAAUGACAAGAUGACAGUUCCGCCUACAUACAGGAAUAAUGACUUGAAUUACAUAUAGAUACAUUCAAAGUUUUUUGUUAAGUAAAAAGCGGUACUGUUCCGGUAAAUGUUUUGAAUUGUUGUCAGAGUUUUUUGUGCAUGCAGUAUGCAAUGAUUCAAGUGUUUCUCUGUGCCGAUAGUCGCCUUUGUCAAUUAUUUUCCCGCUAUUGUAAUCUAUUUUGAGGUUGUUUGUCCAAGCGUGAUUAGCGAUAUUUGAACCACUUUUACAGAGCUCUACAUUUCUCUUGUGUUCCUUUUCUAGUGUUGAAUGUUCUGCCAGUUUCGCCAAUGUAGCGCAAUGAGCAAUCUGCACAGUUGAUCUUGUAGACCACGUUAGUCUGAUCUUCCGGUGAUGGUCUAUCUUUAGCAGAAGGAAAUAGCUGUUCCACACACGUAAAAACGCACAAGUUGUGACAAACUUGCGGCAGACUUGUAGCAAUGCUGUUCCAACAACUUGUCAAUAGGAUGUGUUUGCACUGCUUGUUCCCAGCUAGUUGACAAGUUGUCAAUGGCUUGUUGACAACUUGCUACAAGGCAGGCCUCGAAUUUCCUUGAAAUCAAUCGACGGCAAUGGCGUUAAAAAUUGCCAUAGAACGUAACAUCUGUCUACGGCAAUUUUGGCAGUUUCCAUGGCAUUUUUCAAAUUACUGUAAUAAAACUUUAAUUUUAUUGUUACUUUGGAUUUUUGACAAGCUAGAAACAUGCCUAUAUAUUUCUUUAGUGUUUUUUUUUUCGAAGAAAACUGAGACUAAAAUAGUGAUUUACGCAUGAUUUGAUCAACAUCUGAAUUCAAGUAUCAAAGUAGUAAUGCACAGUGAAUAGUAUAAAAAUUGCACUAUACGGCAAAAAAUUGCCGUCGUUGCCACAAUGAUCCAAGGCAUCUUGUUCUCCCUCUAUACGGCAAUUGCCGCGAGAUUGUCGCGAUAAAAUUCGAGCCCUGCUACAAGGUUGUUGAGCUCAACAGACUUGUUACAAGUUGUUCCAACAACUUGUUAUCGUCCUGCAACUCAUAAAUUGUCAACAAGUUGACAGUGACAACCUUGUAGCAACUUGAUGAAAUAACAGCAUUGUUACAACUUGUUGGCAAGCUUGCUGCAAGCCUGUUGCGAACACAUCUUGUUGACAAGUUGUGAGAUUUUUACGUGUGUAGAGUGUAAACAACCAAUAAAUGGUUAUCUCACAUUCAAAAUUAAUCUGAAACAACCAAUUUGUUGGUGUUUUUAACCAAUUAGCCUUUCUCACGCUGCCAUUUUUGGGGUACUGUAAUUUUUCGUAAACUAUUAUAACAAUGUGAAAAGCAAUAUUUCAGAACAAACUAACUAUUUACAGAGUAAAUUUACCAUCAUACACCCACAAAAUUAUAAAAUGUCGCCCUUACGUGGUGUUACGCUCGCAGGAUUGGCAAAAAAGUACCCCAAAAAUGGCGGCGUGAGAGAGGCUAAAUAAUUGGAACAUGUUAGUAAGGGUCAAUCACAACAGGGUCCGUUCAAUAAUGCACAAACAGAUCAAACUAGUACUAAUUUAUAGUUAUGCUACUCCUGGAGAAUUGUGGAUUUAUGUAUUUUAAUCCUUGUGUUGUAUAGAGUCUGCUGUAGCUGCACCGACGUUUCCUGUCGAACAGAAAUGUGAUAAUCAUGCUAGCAAAGUUUUAGCUGAUACAGUUCCUGACGUAGCUGCUAAAAGCGAAGUUGACGGACAUCCUAAAGCUGAAGAAAAAGAAAAGGUACAUUAGGAGGCACAAAAUUAAUAUCUAAAGCUUCCACGAGAAAUUUAUAAAAUGUGUAGAACACUUCAGAGCUAGAGAUUCUUACAAAUUCGUCGUUGAACUUAAAGUAGAGAGGUUCAGAUUAGACUACCGCGACCUCUUACUGCGUUGGUACGCAUCUGAUUGGUUAAUCGGAUAUAUCAAACGCAUCUGAUUGGCUAGUGGUCCCUUAAUGGUAGCAGUAGUGAACCUCAACUCUGAACCUCACUAGUGACAUGCAGGCAACGGAAAAUAUUUAAUAAGGGCCCGCCCCUAUUCUCGGAUACUUCCGAGAAUAGUAAUGUCACAGUUUUUAAGGGUGGCCAGGUCAAAAUUAUUUUAUUUCUUAUAAGUCACCAUUUCAAUGCAAUAUCCGCGUAGUUAAUAACUCUUAUCAAUUAUAUUAUUAUAUAUUAUUAUUAUUAAUUAACAUAUUUAGACAGGUUGACUUCUUCAGGCAGUGUACCGCCUGCUAUCAAUGAAGGACCUGUAUUUAUGCUAAAAUUAAUUAAGUAUUUAACUAAGAUUGUUUUCUUAUGACAUAGAAUGUACAAAACAUGAUCACUAAACAUACAUUAACAAUAGUACGAAAAUGUUCACAAUUACGGCGAACUAAAGUUAAAAGAUUCAACUUUUCUUUUAAAGUUAAUAUACGAGUUCUCAUUCCUUAUUUCCUCGCUUAGUGAAUUAAACAGCAAAACUCCUUGCACGGAGAACGACUUUCUACCGGCCUCUGUCUUAACUUUCGGUACAAUUAAACGUGAGUUGUUGCUUCGCGUGUUUAUUCCGUGAUUGAAACGUUGGAAGUUCACGUGGGGAAAAUUUGGGCCAAUCGAAUGUAAAGAUUUAAAAACAUCCAUUACAACACAUCUUUUGCGACUAGUUACACAAUCAUCAUGUAAACAAUUUUUUGGACCAAUUAUUCUUGCCGCUCUAUCUUGCAGUCUCUGUAUUUUGGAAUUAGCUGUGUUACUGAGGCCCAAAUACACUGGAUAGCAGUAAAACAUAAUAGGAUAAAUCAUUGUUCGAUAAAUUCUUUCCGCAACAUAGGGACUUAUAUUAGAGCGUAUUCGUGAGAGUUGGCUCAAACGAGACGAAACUCUCUUAUAUACUUUUGACACUUGACUUGAUAGAGUUAGGUGGUUAUCCAUAAUAAUACCCAAGUAUUCAUACUCUUUAACUUGAUUGAUAGAUGUCCCGUUCAUCAUUAUACUGCAAUCCUGUUGACGUGCUAAUUUUUGAGGCGUUCCAUAUAAUACAAAUUCAGUUUUUCCUUUUUUCAGGUUAACAAUUAACUUAUUUGAGUCCAGCCAUUGGGAAACACGUUCGAUAUCACUAUUGAUAGAUCUCUGGAUUUCAUCUGUGCCAUUCGCUGAAUAAUAAAGCACAGUAUCAUCAGCAUACAUUAUGAUGUUACAUUUCUUCAAAGACAAGUAUAAAUCGUUAAUCUGUAAGACAAACAGAAGAGGGCCGAGAAUUGAUCCUUGUGGGACACCGCAGGAUACAUGCUCCUCAUCUGAUUUAACUUGGUUGAAGUAUACGAACUGAGAUCGAUUGAGUAAAUAAUCCUUCAUCCAAAGAAGUUCGAUGUUUCUUAUUCCAUAAUACGGCAGCUUAUUGAGCAAACAUGCAUGACUAACCGUGUCAAAUGCUUUUCGUAAGUCCAGAUAUACUACACCAGUACAUCGACUUUUAUCCAUAUUUUGACGAAUAUGUUCGUUGAGAUAUGUCACAGCAUGCUGGGUACAUUUCCCACGUCUGAAACCAAAUUGUUGAGGGCAGAGUAAUUGGUUUCUUUCAAGAUGGUCUGUGAUUUGCUGAUGUGCAAUCCUUUCGAUGACUUUUGAAACCGUAUUUAGGACCGAUAUAGGUCGAUAAUUGUCGAAAGAUGCUCGAUCUUCGGAUUUAUAGAUCGGGAUAACUUUUCCGCAUUUUUCUGCAUUUGGGAAAGUUCCAUAUUCAAAACUCAUGUUGACCAAUAUACAAAGAGGCAGCGCUAGUUCUUCAGACGCAUCCUUCAAGAGAGAUGCUGGUAAGUUGUCGGGGCCAGCGGCUUUGGAAAUUCUCAUAGAUUGUAGUAUUUUGGCAACUUUUGAGCAAUUGACUUUAGAAAAUUUGAAGAAUUUGCCAGUUGGAUUUAUCGUAUGCAUUAAAUUAUCAUCAUUUCUAAGCGAGCUACAAGUUUUGUUGGUGAUUGUAACAACGUUUUGUUGUAGGCGGCUGCCAAUAGUUGAAAAAUAACGACAGAACCCAUUUGCUAUUUUCCUGGUAUCAGAUACUAAUUCAUUAUUCACCUUAAAAAAAGAUGAUUUUGAUGUUUUGUUAUUCCCAGGAUAUAAUUUUUUAAUUAACUUCCAAAAAGUCUUAGGGGAUUCACCAUUGUUGUAAAGGAGAUUCCGACAAAAGUUUGCUUUGUUAUGCUUUAUAGCAGAAGUAACUAAAUUUCGCAAACGUCUAUAAGUCGACCAAUGGAGUUCUUGAUUGGUUUGUCUAGCUUGUUUAAGAUAGUAAUCACGGGAGAUCAUCAUAGAUUUAAGCUCUCUUGUUAACCAUGGACAUACCCAUGGAUAUAUAUCAAAUAAUCCUGCCCGAACUAUAAGCAUCUCUAUAAUAUUCUACAAAAUUAUCCUUUAAUAUCCCUCUGAAAUUGCCGGGGCUUUUGGCUUAUAGUAUUGUCCUUUUCAUUUUUAGGAAGAUUUAUUGCGGAAGGGAAAUGCAGCAUUUCAACAUUACUACGCCAAAUAUGAAGCAUGUGCGAAAAACGUCAAACCCAGUGGUGUGAAAUGUAAAACGUGCCUAAAGGUACAAUGAAGUGUUUGCAUUAGAUGACGCUAGAGACCUUAAGAUUGCCGUUUUUGGCGUCUACUGGAACAGUAGUCGCGAUAUGCUGUCGACAAGAGGUUUAGUUAUAUAUAUUAGAGUGGACGGUUCACUUCUCCUGCGAACAGGCUCUUUGGUUAGGCUAAAGCCCGCGCAUGUACGAAAGUUUCCGAACUGUUUACGAUAAAUGGUUUUAUCAAUGCCGUCCGGCCUUGAGAUUUCCGACGUUAAUAUUAUAAAGAACUCCGCGAGUAUUUGCAGUAGAAAUACGAAAAUAUCACAAAAAAAUUCCGCUUGAAAGAUACUAUAAACUCGAACAAUGUAAAAUAGCCAUAAAAUAUAAACUAGCCAUACUCGAACAAUGUGAACUAGCCAUACCAUACCAUACCUAUAUACAAUACACUUGAACAAUGUAAACAAUGUACGACAAUGUAUCACUAAGCCAUACCUUUCGCCGAAUAUAAUAUUGGCCCCUUUCAACUUAUCUUUUUCGUAAUAUUCUUGUUCGAAUCACAUUCUAAGACACUAUUUAGAGUGUUAUUUUCAAGUUUGUAUCUACAGAUUUGCAACUUUUAUUUCGGUAUUUCAGAAUAUCUAAAUUUUACGUGAGAGCCUCGACCGGAAAUACAGCUUGACAUAUUAAAACAAUGCGAUGUUUACAUCCUGACACUCGCGAAACGUCGG